GGAAGUCAGAUGACCCUGUUCCCUCUUCCCAGUAACUCUCAGCCGGUCCCUGCCCCUAAGAUUGAGACCAUGGGUUUCCUGCAUGCUCUCUUACUGCUGCCCCUGUAUGCAGGCUUAUCUAUCACUGCUCCCUCCUGUUCCAGGAAUGUGAAGAUUUUGGGUGGCAACUUCACUCUCAGCAAUGGUUGGGCCCCAGGAAGCCUCCUCACCUAUACCUGCCCUCUAGGGCGCUACCCAUACCCUGUGUCGACUCGGUUGUGCAACAGCAAUGGGCAGUGGAAGUCCCUAGGAGCCUCCGAAGGCACCAAGGCAAUAUGCAAAUUUGUGCGCUGUCCAGCUCCUGUUGCCUUUGAGAAUGGGGUCUACAGUCCCCGGCUGAGCAGUCACCCUGUGGGUGGUAAUGUGAGCUUUGAGUGUGAGGAUGGAUACAUCUUGCGUGGUUCUCCCAUGAGGCGCUGCAGACCCAAUGGGAUGUGGGAUGGAGAGACGGCUUUAUGUGACAAUGGAGCCGGGCACUGCCGAGACCCCGGAAUUCCAAUCGGGUCUGUGAGGACAGGAUACCGAUUCAAUGUUGGUGAUCGGGUGAAGUAUCGUUGUUCAGAGAAGCUGAUCUUGGUAGGGUCUGAGGAACGAGAGUGCCAGGCGAAUGGGGUCUGGAGUGGGACUGAACCCAUUUGCAGAUCUUCCUACUCCUAUGAUUUCCCUGAGGAUGUGGCCCCAGUCCUGGACACUGCCUUUUCUCAAGUCCUUGGUGCCACCAACCCACUGAUGCAAAAAUCAGGCAAUUUGGGCCGGCGUAUCCAGAUCCAGAGGUCAGGCCACCUGAAUCUCUACUUGCUCCUUGAUUCUUCCCAGAGUAUCAGUGAAGAAGACUUUGGCAUUUUCAAAGAGAGCGCUCGACUUAUGGUAGACAGGAUCUUCAGCUUUGAUAUCAACGUCAGUGUUGGCAUUGUCACUUUUGCUAAGACUCCCAAAGUCAUCUUGUCCGUCACUAGCAAGAGUUCCCGGGAAGAGACUGAAGUAGUCAAAAAGCUGGAGGACAUCAAAUAUGGAGACCCAGACAUUGGAACUGGAACUAACAUCUACAGAGCCAUGAAGCAAAUCUAUGACAUGAUGAAUAAUGAAAUGGUCAGAAGGCAGAAGGAGUGGGAAGAAAUUCGACAUGCCAUUAUCCUUUUAACAGAUGGAAAGUCCAACAUGGGUGGAUCUCCAAAAGCAGCUGUAGACCUGAUUGAAGAAGUGUUGAACAUAAAGGCAGACAGGAAGGAUUAUCUGGAUAUCUAUGCCAUUGGUGUGGGGAAACUGGAUGUAGACUGGAAAGAGCUGAAUGAGCUGGGGUCAAAGAAGGAUGGGGAGAGGCAUGCCUUCAUUCUCCCAGACGCCAAAGCCCUCCUCCAGGUUUUUGAGAAUAUGUUGGAUGUUUCCAAGUUUGUGGACACCAUCUGUGGUGUGGGAAAUAUGUCAACCAAUGCUUCAUCCCAAGAGAGGACACCCUGGCACGUCACCAUUAAGCCCAGCAGCAAAGAGACAUGCCGUGGGGCACUUAUCUCUGAUCAAUGGGUACUGACUGCAGCCCACUGCUUCCAUACACAUAAUGAUACCAAGCUGUGGAGAGUCAUUGUGGGAGAUCCUAAGUUAAAGAGGGGUAGAGAGAUGCAGAUUGAUCAGCAGUUCAUUCCAGAAGAGUACGAUGUUUAUGCUAAGAAGAACCAAGGCAUUUCUGAGUUCUAUGGUAAUGACAUUGCUCUGCUGAAGCUGACUGAAAAGGUCAAGAUGUCCAGCCAUGCCAGACCCAUCUGUCUUCCCUGUACUGUGGGGGCCAACCUGGCCCUGCGGCGUUCACCAGCCAGUACCUGUUUUGACCAUGAGAAUGUAUUUUUGAAGAAAAAAGAAAUCCCUGCUCAUUUUGUCUCAUUGGAUGAUCAGAUAAUGGACAUUGUUCUCAAGGAAGAAAAUGAGCGGGCACUGUGCAUCCAAGCUGUCUCUCAAGCUAAAAACCUUUUCCCUAAUCUCACCGAUGUGAAAGAAGUAGUGACUGACCAAUUUCUGUGUAGUGGUGCUGGAAAUGAGGCAUCCCCUUGCAAGGGAGAAUCUGGAGGGGCAGUUUUCCUUCAGAAGAAAUACAGGUAUUUUCAGGUGGGGGUGGUGAGCUGGGGUCUAUAUAAUCCAUGUUCCUCAAAGACAACAAAUCAUGCCCUGAAGACAACAGACCAAAAUGAGGUGAAACGCCAGCCACCCCCAGCUGACCGUGAAGCCCGAGAUUUCCACAUCAGCGUCUUUCGGCUUCAGCCCUGGCUGAGGCAACAUCUGAAAAAUGUCUUACGUUUUCUGCCCCUUGGGCCAGCCUCCUGAAUCCUGACCUUCCUAGUGUCCAGCUACUGACCUUCAAGUCUUGUCUCUUUGAUCUCAGCCUGCCCUUUGUAGCAGGGACCUGCCUGGCCUCUAGCCCUAGUUAUCCUAAUAUUUGAGUUCUUUACAUAGCCCUUCUCUUUCUACCGUAUCACACUUCCAUUCCCUCUCCCCUCUUCCCCAACUUUACUUUUCGUUUCUAUUUUCUGCCCCUUCUAGGCAUGCCUGGAUUUUCCCAAUUGUGAAAUUAAUAAAUUUUUGAGAUUUCACCAUA
This is a messenger RNA of Vombatus ursinus (common wombat), 2623 nucleotides long. RefSeq names its product complement C2 (gene C2). Lineage: Eukaryota; Metazoa; Chordata; Mammalia; Diprotodontia; Vombatidae. Gene Ontology annotation, cellular component: extracellular region. The record is from RefSeq and is a predicted model, not a curated record. Bases 10 to 2352 code for a protein of 780 amino acids. Gene Ontology annotation, biological process: proteolysis; complement activation. Gene Ontology annotation, molecular function: serine-type endopeptidase activity. The transcript has 18 exons.